Paramacrobiotus metropolitanus is the source of this 1854-nucleotide messenger RNA. RefSeq lists its product as uncharacterized. Bases 504 to 1619 code for a protein of 371 amino acids. Lineage: Eukaryota; Metazoa; Tardigrada; Eutardigrada; Parachela; Macrobiotidae. The record is from RefSeq and is a predicted model, not a curated record. Gene Ontology annotation, biological process: intracellular protein localization; cilium assembly; intracellular transport. The transcript has 6 exons. Gene Ontology annotation, cellular component: axoneme; BBSome; membrane.
CAGUAGUAAUACUGCAAUUUUGCAAUGUGAACAGAAGGAACAAACGGAGUUGACCUAAUCACUCUUUUUCUUUUCGUUGAAAGCCGGAAACCUCCAGGAUCAUACGCUCCCAAAUAUUUUUCCCACUUUUGCUCUUUUGGCGUAAUUAUUGGAAGGUAAAAUAGAAACGGUACCCACUGUAGCAUGCAAGAAAUGUGUAACAUACUGUAGUAAUGUACUAACAAGCUUAAAGGCUUUGUGCGAACCCAUCAAUCAAACCUACAUAAUUCCUAAAGUGGUCCUGUUUACCUGUAGACAUUCCUAUGGUAUAGUCCUGCAGGUGUGGGAUACUAUCGAUCGCAACCACCAAUGAUUAUGGACACGGCUGUUUGUAUUGCGUACUGUACAUAUGUACAUGUGGAGCAAUCGAAUUAUGAUUUAUCCACAGUGUGAAAGUUGAAACUGUGGAUAUCCAUAUUAACUAAUAUGUAAGAAUGUGAAAUUCUCUUUCGCUUUCUUCAAAAAUGGACGGAUCCAGUCUAGCGCAGCAAUUUCUAGGGAAGCAGAUUUACGUACAACGAAAAAUUGCCAAACCCGAAAUCGACCUGAACGUUCAGUUCGAGCUUGUAGAUAAGCCGAAGAAUAAAUGUUAUGCCGUUCGAAUCGCAGCCACGGUUGCGCUGGAAGGAGCAUGGAUCAGUUGCAGUGCACCGAUUCAUUUUCUUGUGCCGGCCACAGCAUCGUACGAGAUGACCAAAACCGAGUCGGAAACAGAACAGAAACUGGGUAACAAAUUCAAUGCCACAUUGCGUUUCCGCCCGAACUGUACCAGUGCGGAAUUCUGUUUUCGCACCGUCGAAGGAUGCAGCGGUUUCUUGGAGAUCUUCGUAUCCGCUGUCAACAGCACCGGCCGAUGUACACAACGGGAAACCAUUCGUAUUGCACCGCUGUCAACGUAUCGGCGGAUUUCUGCGGUUGACCAGAGCAGGAGUUUUAACAUACUUCAGAUCAAGGGAACUUUCAGCCCGUUGAAAGUGCAGUCUUGGAUGAGCAGCUGCUUUGAAGACAUAGAAAAACUUGGGUACAAAUUAUCGGACCAUGAAGGAACAUUUAGCUUUGAAUCUAUUUUGCUUGGAUCGCACCUUUUGUGCCAGAUCAAGGAAGAGGAGCUGGUUUUCCAUUGUGAAAAUCCCACGACAUUGGCCGUCCUAAUGCAGUUUUUCACCCGCCAAGCGACACAAGAGAAGACCAAAUUGGAUAUUCGUCCAAAGAUCGUGCCGGAGACAUGUGCGGAUACACUGGCUCGCAUUGACCGGAUUCUGGCUCCCAUCAGCGGACGGGAUAACAUUAAAAAUCUCCGGCAAGCCGUCACUGAGAUAACGGCAGCCGAGGGCGCGGAAUCAAUGCUGCAUCCCGCUUUCCGAUCGGACGGCUGGAGAAAGCUGCAAGGCAUCGACAGCGGAGUGGAUGGCGAUUGCGAAAUCAGCAUUGAUUUCAUGCAUGCUCUAAUUGUAGAUCUUAUGAAAGAUUACGCCAAACUCUGCGGGAGAAGCAUCAUGCAACGAUUACCGGAGCUGGCCAACAUUCUCAGCAACGAUUAUUCCCUGAGAAAUCUGCACAAUUUCCUCAACUCUGUUUGAACACUGUGAAUUACUGACUCAUUGACGAGAUGACUGUUUGCAUUUCUGCAAAUAACGACAAAAAUAGAAAGCCAUCAUCAAAUCGAUUAUUUGAACGGAUGUUGCAGCAGAAGAAUACGCAUUUACAAAGAUACAGUAGUUGCCGUUGUAACGCAUAAAAUCUUUAUUUAACUUGUUCUGUUGACCAGUGAGCACAAUAAAAACAAUAGUCAAAAUUUCAAUUUACAAACCCGCU